AUGGAUCGGGUUGGAGCAAAGGAUGGGGGGCAGAGAAAGAGAAUGUUUAAGAACAAUCAACUGGGGGUAACAAAUCUGGUGAUUGGAAUGCUCCAAAAUCUUAUGACAGAGACCAAUCGUCAGGAUGAGGUCAAACUAAAGCUUGGCAAAAUCUGUGGCAUGGGGGAGGUGAUGGGUUGGGCUGGAACAAGAGAGGUGUUAAGGCUGGGACAGGUGGCCUAA
Prunus armeniaca (apricot) is the source of this 222-nucleotide messenger RNA. The record is from the annotation of a GenBank genome assembly. NCBI's taxonomy places the organism in Eukaryota, Viridiplantae, Streptophyta, Magnoliopsida, Rosales, Rosaceae.